This is a messenger RNA of Pteronotus mesoamericanus, 2141 nucleotides long. RefSeq names its product male germ cell associated kinase (gene MAK). Bases 195 to 2141 code for a protein of 648 amino acids. The transcript is spliced from 14 exons. NCBI's taxonomy places the organism in Eukaryota, Metazoa, Chordata, Mammalia, Chiroptera, Mormoopidae. Gene Ontology annotation, molecular function: protein serine/threonine kinase activity; ATP binding. Gene Ontology annotation, cellular component: nucleus; cilium; cytoplasm. Gene Ontology annotation, biological process: cilium assembly; intraciliary transport; protein phosphorylation. The record is from RefSeq and is a predicted model, not a curated record.
CCUGAUUGCUAUAACUCAUGAACCUACGUAGGCUCAGUCUUGGGAAUGAGCCUAUGUUUAAUGAUGAAAAACCUGUCACCAGUGUCGCAACAACAGUCUAAGAGAAAAAACAAAUAAAAAUAAAGAAGCAUUUAACUUUAUAUCCAACAAAGAAGCCAUUGUAAUCAACAACUUCUGCUGCAUUAUUUUCCAAGAUGAACCGGUACACAACCAUGCGACAGCUGGGAGAUGGCACCUAUGGGAGUGUGCUGAUGGGCAAGAGUAAUGAAUCUGGAGAGCUGGUGGCCAUCAAAAGGAUGAAGAGGAAGUUUUAUUCUUGGGAUGAAUGCAUGAACUUGAGAGAAGUUAAGUCUCUGAAGAAACUUAAUCAUGCCAAUGUGAUUAAAUUAAAAGAAGUUAUCAGAGAAAAUGACCAUCUUUAUUUCGUAUUUGAAUAUAUGAAAGAAAACCUUUAUCAAUUAAUGAAAGACAGGAACAAGUUGUUUCCUGAGUCAGUGAUCAGAAAUAUUAUGUAUCAAAUAUUGCAAGGGCUGGCAUUUAUCCAUAAACAUGGUUUCUUUCAUAGGGAUAUGAAACCAGAAAACUUGCUUUGUAUGGGUCCAGAACUUGUAAAAAUUGCUGAUUUUGGUCUUGCAAGGGAAUUAAGGUCACAGCCACCAUACACUGAUUAUGUGUCUACCCGAUGGUAUCGUGCUCCUGAAGUUUUAUUAAGAUCGUCAGUUUACAGCUCUCCCAUUGAUGUGUGGGCUGUUGGGAGUAUAAUGGCUGAACUAUAUACAUUCAGACCACUUUUCCCAGGGACAAGUGAGGUAGAUGAAAUCUUUAAAAUUUGCCAAGUCUUAGGGACUCCAAAAAAAAAUGACUGGCCAGAAGGGUACCAGCUUGCAUCUGCGAUGAAUUUCCGUUUUCCUCAGUGUGUUCCUAUAAACUUAAAAACUCUUAUUCCCAAUGCCAGUAAUGAAGCUAUUCAGCUCAUGACUGAAAUGUUGAAUUGGAAUCCAAAAAAACGACCAACAGCAAGCCAGGCACUGAAACACCCGUAUUUUCAAGUUGGUCAAGUAUUAGGCCCUUCCUCACAUCAUCUGGAAUCGAAACAAUCUUUGAAUAAGCAGGUACAACUGCUAGAAUCGAAGCCAUCUUUAAUUGAUCCAGAGCCUAAGCCUCUACCAGAAGUACAUGAUCAGACUGCCGGACAGCCCCAGCCAAAAUACAAUCACCAGCCACUGCAGCCCAUCCAGCCUCCACAGAACAUAAGUGUCCAGCAGGCGCCAAAGCAGCAGGGCCAACAGAAACAGCCUCAAACACUGUUUCCAAGUAUCAUUAAAAACAUGCCAACUAAGCCAAAUGGCACGCUGGGGAAUAAAAGCACUAGGAGGCGUUGGGGUCAGACUGUGUUCAAGUCUGGAGAUAGUUGGGAAGAGAUCGAGGACUAUGAUUUUGGAAUCUCCAGUUCCAAGAAGUCAAGCAUGAAUGUUUUCAAAGAAAAGAGGAGAAAAGAUUCUCCAUUUCGGCUUCCAGAGUCAGUACCCUCAGACUCCAACCACUCAGCAGGAGAAAACAAGAGCUUAUCUACUGCCGUUUCCCUAAAAUCUGAGUCUGAAUUGCCAACUGCUUCAACAGCUAAACAGUACUACUUAAAACAAUCAAGAUACCUUCCAGGUGUAAAUCCUAAGAAUGUGUCCUUGAUAGCCAGUGGAAAGAAUAUGAAUGCAUAUACUUGGAAUAAUCAGUUAUUUCCCAAGUCAUUGGGACCCAUUGGUGCAGAACUUGCUUUCAAAAGGAGUAAAGCAGAAGAAAGCAUAAUUGAACCAAUUGAAAAACUAUCAUGUAAUGAGAGUUUUCCUGAAAAAUUAGAGGACCCACAAGGAAAUCUUGGAAAUUACGCGACUUACAAUCAGUCAGGAUAUAUUCCUUCCUUUCUCAAAAAAGAAGUGGGGUCAGCUGGCCAGAGGAUACACUUAGCACCUCUUGGUGCCACAGCUUCAGAAUAUAACUGGAACACAAAAACUGGUCGGGGGAAAUGUUCAGGACCUACUUACAAUCCUACAGCCAAGAAUCUAAAUAUUGUGAACCGUGCACAGCCAGUGCCCUCAGUGCAUGGGAGGACAGACUGGGUGGCCAAGUACGGAGGCCACCGGUAG